This is a messenger RNA of Puntigrus tetrazona (Sumatra barb), 1740 nucleotides long. RefSeq lists its product as uncharacterized. The transcript has a single exon. The coding region runs from base 482 to 994 and encodes 170 amino acids. Lineage: Eukaryota; Metazoa; Chordata; Actinopteri; Cypriniformes; Cyprinidae. The record is from RefSeq and is a predicted model, not a curated record.
AGCAUCAUGAUGUUGGUGUGUUUUCUCUCCUCAGUCUCUGCUGGUCCUUUAAGAGCCUCCUCCUCCUCCUCUCCUGUAUUUUUAGCUGAUGAAGCCUCUUCUUCAGUUGAAUAACACACACACACACACACACACACACUCUCUCUCUCUCUCUCUCUAGAUGUGUGUACAGUACGAUGAUCCGUCUCAUCAUUCUCAACCCUCUCUAAUCCAUCCCAUGAUAUUUCGCUCAGAAACAUCUCAGCCCUCGGGAAAAACACAGCCGCGCUGGAAGCUGGAAAACAGCAGGAGCAUCAUCAUCAUCAUCAUCAUCCUCAUCAGCAGCGGCGGCAUGAUUCUGACGGAUUUCUGAGACGGCUCACGCGCCAUGGACGAACGCGACUCGAUUUAACCCGCGCGUAAAAGAGCCUCAACAUCCUUCAAAACGGACGGAGUCGUGGAGCAUCGAGGGAAAACCCGGGCCAAUCGGGACCGAGACUUCAUGCCCAACAUGGAAAGGGGCAAACCAGCCACCUACACAGGCGACAAGAAGGCAAAGAUGGCUGCAAAGACCAAUAAGAAGUGGGUAAGACUGGCCACCGUGUUCGCCUAUGUCUUAUCCGUGUCUCUGGCCGCGAUCAUCCUGGCCAUCUACUACAGCCUGUUAUGGAAACCGAACAAGCCCCCCAACACCUCCAACCCCACCGGCAUCCCCGCCACCACCGAGAGCGCCAACGGAACGGAGAGCAACGGCACGCAGGCGACGCCGAACCACGUCAACGCCACCGACGCGUCUCUGAAUCGGACGGCCAGGUCCCUGUCGGAGAGCGCGCACUCCCAGCCCGCGGAUCUCUACGCGUACAUGCCCGGAGACGCCUCGGACGGCCAGAGCGCGGCGAAGACGCGGUCCUCCGGGAGCGCGCGGGCCGGAGACGCGCGACCGGAGGCGAGCUGGAGCGAGCGCGCGACGUCCGGCAAACAGACUCACUCGGACAACCGGCACAGAAAGACCUAAGACUUGAGCUUGACUCGGGAACGAUGCUGCUCGCUGGAAACGUUCACAGGCCGAGGCCUAUACAGCAGAGGCUCCGAUAGAGUUUAACCCUUCACAUAUAUCUAUCUCUCUCUCUCUAUAUAUAUAUUAAUGUAUAACCUGUUUUGUUUCGCCUAAAUACUCGGCAUCUUCUUUGCAGCUGAUAUUUUGGGAGCGCAAAAACUUAACACUCAUCCGAAGCGACUGUCCCUCGGAGCCCGGUCUCGUGAAAACGCGUAUAAAUAGCACGCUGGAUCAAAACGAGCACUUCGUGUAUAUUACACGUGCAUAUAGUACGCGGUUUUUACGUGCGUGCGAUACGAACGUUUUUAAUGACGCACACCUGCCCCACAACUCUAACGCUACUAUCGCGUAGCAUAUGCGCGCCAACGCUUUCAUUCGGCGUGCUCUUUAUACGCUGGUUCACGAGCUCAACGCCUUGAUCCCGACAGCCAUUCUUCUGGUUUUGGGGGGUGGGACGGGGACAAGCUUUUGAAAGGACAACUCUGAAAGCUUGCAUGAAGUUCAACUUAACAGAUUUAAUCAGGAUUCUUAUGUUAGAGGAACCUGUGUCGAUGCUCAGGUAUGUGCAAAUAUCCAUGUAAAUGUAUUGUUUAGUAAUGUACAUACAUGCUCUGGAAAUAACUUUUAGCCUCGCUGGACCAUUUUUAUAACAAACGAUGUACCAUAAGUGUAGAAUACAUCAAUAAACCACCAACUACUACAAA